Molecule: messenger RNA, 2646 nt
Organism: Ciona intestinalis (vase tunicate)
Lineage: Eukaryota; Metazoa; Chordata; Ascidiacea; Phlebobranchia; Cionidae
Source: RefSeq, a predicted model, not a curated record
UACGCAAGUGACGCAAGAUACCGGUAGACGUGUAACAUUCAGUGGCGCGUAUCUUGACUCUAGUACAACACGUUAGCUGUUUCUUUCUGUUUUCCGUACAUUUUAUAGAUUGUUGGACUACAGCAAUAUUUUGCAACUGGAAAUAGUAAGACCAAGGUUACAAAAAUGGUCAAAACUGGAUUUUUCCGAAUGUCUAGUGAAAAGCAAGACACCCUGCUUAAGAUGCUGGUGUUGGCUAUUUGCUGCAUACUAGCUUUCUGCGUGAGAUUGUUUUCAGUCCUUCGGUUUGAAAGCGUCAUCCACGAGUUUGAUCCUUACUUUAACUACCGGACCACAAGAUAUUUGGCCGAGAAAGGAUUUUAUGAAUUCCAUAACUGGUUUGAUGAAAUGGCUUGGUACCCACUUGGCCGUAUCAUUGGUGGAACUAUUUAUCCAGGAUUGAUGGUAACAGCGGCAGCUUUCUACAAAGUCCUGCAUCUCCUAAACAUCACUAUCGACAUCCGGAACAUGUGUGUCUUCCUUGCUCCUCUCUUCUCUUCAUUCACAUCCAUUGUAACAUACCACCUUACUAAGGAACUUUCCAACAGUGGAGCUGGUUUAGUGGCGGCAGCAUUCAUGGCUAUUGUUCCGGGUUAUAUCUCAAGAUCUGUUGCAGGCUCAUAUGAUAACGAAGGUAUUGCUAUCUUCUGUAUGUUGUUCACUUACACGCUGUGGAUCAAGUCAGUUAAGACAGGAAGUGUUUUCUGGGCCGUACUCUGCUCACUUGCUUACUUUUACAUGGUCUCGUCAUGGGGAGGGUACGUCUUUCUAAUCAACUUGAUCCCAAUCCAUGUUCUUGCUUGUAUUGUCACCGGGAGAUUCUCGCACCGUAUAUACGUGGCUUAUACCACAGUUUAUUGUGUGGGGACAAUCCUUUCAAUGCAAAUAUCCUUCGUCGGUUUUCAGCCAGUACAAACCUCUGAGCACAUGGGAGCACUUGGUGUGUUUGGUCUCUGUCAGAUUGUAUCUUUCGUUGCAUUCCUUAAAAGUCGUCUCUCAGCGGCUCAUUACGCCAUCUUCUGGCAAGCAUUAUACUACCUUGUCAUCGCCAUUUUCGGCGGAGCAAUUGCAUUCCUUACACUAUCAGGUAAGAUCGCCCCAUGGACGGGACGUUUCUAUUCCCUCCUUGACCCAAGUUACGCCAAGAACAAUAUCCCAAUCAUUGCUUCUGUAUCAGAACAUCAGCCGACUACUUGGUCGUCAUUUUAUUUUGAUCUCCAGAUGUUGGUAUUCAUGUUUCCAGUUGGAUUGUACGUUUGUUUUAAGAACUUGACCGAUUACAAUCUAUUUAUUGUGUUAUAUGGAGUGACCAGCAUGUACUUUGCUGCCGUGAUGGUGCGUCUAAUGUUGGUACUUGCACCUGUGAUGGCGGUUCUUGCUGGCAUUGGUGUGAAUCAUAUCCUGACAAGUUUUAUGAAAAAUCUUGACACUGUUGUUGUGAAAGAUAAGAAAGGAAGAGUGAAGACAGACAACUCAUACCCUGCUAAAAACGAGAUUUCCACCGGUAUGGUUCUACUUAUGAGCAUUCUGCUUUCUCUAUUCGCAUCACACAGUGUGUGGGUAACAUCGGAAGCUUAUUCAAGUCCUUCUAUUGUCCUGAGUGCACGAGGUGGAGAUGGUGGUCGUAUCAUCUUUGACGACUUCAGGGAAGCUUAUUACUGGCUCAGACAGAACACACCUGAGAACGCCAAGGUUAUGUCAUGGUGGGAUUACGGAUACCAAAUAACAGCAAUGGCAAACCGAACUAUCCUUGUUGAUAAUAACACAUGGAACAACACCCAUAUCUCUAGGGUUGGACAGGCUAUGGCAUCAACAGAGGACAAAGCUUAUGAGAUCAUGCGCGAACUUGAUGUGGAUUAUGUUCUUGUCAUAUUUGGAGGAUUAACUGGAUAUUCAUCUGAUGAUAUCAACAAGUUCUUAUGGAUGGUACGUAUCGGUGGAUCAACUGACCGUGGAGCUCAUAUCAAGGAAUCUGAUUACUACACACCUACUGGCGAGUUCAGAGUAGAUGCUGAAGGAUCCCCGGUUCUUCAAAACUGCAUGAUGUACAAAAUGUGUUACUACAGGUUUGGACAAGUCUACACUGAGCAAAACAAACCUACUGGUUACGAUCGAGUACGUAACGCAGAAAUUGGAAACAAAGAUUUUGAACUUGAUGUUUUGGAUGAAGCUUACACCACCGAACAUUGGAUCGUCAGAAUUUACAAGGUUAAAGAUUUGGAAAACCGUGGCAAUCCUCGUACUUAGACCUUCAUUUCUUCUGAACUUUUUCUUAUAAUGCGGUUGUUAUGUUAAAACGAGCGAAAAUUUCGGUGUUUUCCAACCAGCAAUCUCGUGUGCAAAAUUCUGAAGCAAAUUUAAUUUUCUUAAGUUUCAAAAACCUAUUAAUCGUGAAGCUAGUCUCAAUUAUCUUUGAAACGCCACCCGCACCCACACGCGUGUUAAUGUAGCAGCCUCUGUUGCCUUUUGACUGCAAAAAGUUCUGCGUGUUGUACCUGCGUUGUUAUAUAAUAUAUGCUCGUUUGUUGAAUCAAAUCGAUGAAGCAUAAAUGACCAAAUGUAGCUCUCUGUUUGUUUUGAAUGGUGAAAAUAAAUUACUUCCGCGUA